Rubroshorea leprosula is the source of this 1477-nucleotide messenger RNA. The record is from the annotation of a GenBank genome assembly. Lineage: Eukaryota; Viridiplantae; Streptophyta; Magnoliopsida; Malvales; Dipterocarpaceae.
CAGGCUCUCCUUACCUUCGCUCCCCACCUCGAAAAACCAAAACCCCUCCACCCUCCGGCUCUAGGGUUAGGGUUUUUGGCGCCCUUUUUUCUCUUCCUCCAUACUCUCUUCUUCUUCUUCUUCUUCCUCCUCUACGUGCUCCGUGGAAAUUCUUCGAAUUCUCUCAUUCGUUAAUUCCUGUUUCCUGCUUCGAGCGGGAUUCCGAUUCGACUGUGUUUGGAUCUGGAUCUGCGUAGGGAGGGAGAGGGGUGUGUAGGAAUCAAUGGAUACUCGCAAGAGAGGUAGGGCUGAAGCUGGGUUCAACAGUAAUGGCGGAGUUAAGAAGACGAAGCAAGAAAUGGAGUCUUUAUCAACUGGUGUAGGAAGCAAAUCGAAGCCAUGCACCAAGUUUUUCAGUACUGCUGGAUGUCCAUUUGGUGAGGGCUGUCACUUCCUGCACCAUGUUCCUGGUGGUUAUAAUGCUGUGGCCCAGAUGAUGAACCUAGCACCAGCCCCUGCACCAGCAUCUAGAAACAUGGGUGCACCGCCUCCCAUGUCUAAUGGAUCUACUUCUGCUGUCAAAACCCGUAUCUGCAACAAGUACAGUACUCCUGAAGGUUGCAAGUUUGGUGACAAAUGCCAUUUUGCACAUGGCGAAUGGGAACUCGGCAAGCCUAUUGCUCCAUCACAUGAUGAUCCCCGUGCCAUGGGACCUCGUUUGGGUGGUCGAAUGGAGCCACCCCCAGCAGGCCCUGUUGCUAGCUUCGGUGUUUCAGCCACUGCUAAAAUCAGUGUAGAUGCUUCCCUUGCUGGUGCCAUAAUUGGGAAGGGAGGUGUGAACUCCAAGCAGAUCUGUCGCCAAACUGGAGCAAAGCUUUCUAUCAGGGAUCAUGAGUCAGACCCUAACCUCAGGAACAUUGAACUUGAAGGAUCAUUUGAACAGAUUAAGCAAGCCAGUGCAAUGGUAAGAGAGCUAAUUAGUAGCAUUGGAUCAGUGGGUGGUCCUGCAAAGGCAUCUGGUGCAGCAGGAGGCCCAGGGCAUCCAGGAAGCAACUACAAGACCAAGUUGUGUGAAAACUUUGCCAAGGGGAACUGUACUUUUGGGGAGAGAUGUCACUUUGCACACGGUGCUGCUGAAUUGCGGAAGACAGGAGUGUGAGGCGAGCUAGCUCCUCCCAAUUUGUAGCUGGUGCUAAGGUGUGCAGUCUUGUACUAGUGAUCUUUGUUUUUGAUGCUGGCUGUGCAUUGCUUUGCAUUGCUAUUUAAUAGAUUUAGCACCUUCGAUUUUCACCCCCAUUGAGUUGACAUCUCAUUUUCUUUGCUUUAUUUUUGGUGGUUUUGUAACCUGUAGGAUAGGUAAGGUUCUUGUUAACUUAAAUGGUUAUCUUCAAGGUGCUUCAUUUGCGUAGCAAUACUAUACUGUUAAUUAUGAUUGUUUCCACUACAAGGAUUUGCACUUAUGGAUGCUAAAGCUCAAUUACCUAUAGAUUUGCUAAGU